Messenger RNA from Sitodiplosis mosellana (orange wheat blossom midge), 901 nucleotides. RefSeq lists its product as uncharacterized. The record is from RefSeq and is a predicted model, not a curated record. Lineage: Eukaryota; Metazoa; Arthropoda; Insecta; Diptera; Cecidomyiidae. The coding region runs from base 63 to 521 and encodes 152 amino acids. The transcript has 3 exons.
UUGGAACUGACUAGUGACAACGAAUCGGAAACUGAAGUGAAAGAUAAAUACUGUGGUUCAAUAUGAAGAUUAUUUUGAUAACAUUCGCUGUGUUUUUGUGUGGCAACAUCCAUGCAUCGCAGGCCACAGAUUUUGAUGACUUUUUCAAAGGAUUUUUUAAUACGCCCAGUGUUAACAUCUUCGAAUCUGCAUGUAAUGCCAAAGCGCACGUAUGCGCCCAAACGGGAGGAAAAUUGUCAAUGGAAAGUGUUCAAUCUAAUUCUGAUGAUAAUUACAAAAUAACUAUGCUGGAUUCAAACACUCUUGAAGUGGUCGACAGAAAUAGUGGGCAAAGAUGGCAAGUGACCCCAACACAAAAUCCACUCAACCCAUCUGGUAAAGCCCUCAAUGUAAGAGAAUAUACAAAGGGAACCUUUAAAUUAGACGCAAUAGCCACGAAAAACUUGCCCAUUCUCACUUACUACGCCGGAUUUGAUACCACCGAUGGUGAUGUGUCCUAUAACCUGUGGACUUCUAUCUAAAUAAUCGAUGUUCGUAUGAGCUAGUGCAUUUUAUUCGGAGUGGUUUAUACGAUUCCAGUGUGAUUGAAUUCACUAUCAAAUGCACUAGCAAUAUAAGAACCAAUCCCCAUGUAUUGAAUAAAUAAUUCAAAACAAAUCAAAACCGCAUUUUAUUUCCUCACUUUUAAUUGGAAUAAUUAUCGGUACGACCCAAAGAUCGUCUCAUUAGAUUCUAAAAAUUAAUUUUCUGGUGAUUUUAAAAUGAAGAGAUAUUAAAAAGAUGACAGUGCAAACUCUUUUCCAUGUAAAAUAACAAAUUCUGAUAAGCGAAAUUUGGAUUAAUCCACACAGAGGUUGUCUUAAAAUUCUUGAUUGCUUAAACCCAACAAAAAAAGUUCAAA